This is a messenger RNA of Cariama cristata (Red-legged seriema), 1001 nucleotides long. Its product is annotated as carbonic anhydrase 9-like. The record is from RefSeq and is a predicted model, not a curated record. Gene Ontology annotation, molecular function: carbonate dehydratase activity; zinc ion binding. Gene Ontology annotation, cellular component: plasma membrane. NCBI's taxonomy places the organism in Eukaryota, Metazoa, Chordata, Aves, Cariamiformes, Cariamidae.
GUCCUGGACACAGUCACUGGAGCUAUGAAGACCAGGAGCAUUGGGGUGUGGACUACCCAGACUGCACAGGCACCAUGCAGUCACCUGUCAACAUUGACACGGCCAAGACCAUCUUCAGCCCCCAGCUACGACCGAUCCAGCUCUCUGGCUACAGCCUGCCUGCCAACGAGAAGCUCAAGCUGAGGAACAAUGGGCACACAGUUCUCCUCGAGCUGCCCGACAUCACUGGCGGCUAUGCCAAGCAGCACCGAGCUGUGCAGCUGCACCUGCACUGGGGCUCCCCGUCGGGACCUGGCUCGGAGCACACCAUCAACGGGCGCCGCUUUGCUGCAGAGCUCCACGUGGUCCACUACAACACCAAGUAUGACAGCUUUAAGGAGGCAAUGGUCCACCCAGAUGGACUGGCCGUACUGGGAGCCUUCCUGGAGGUUGGGCCAAGGGAGAACCCAUACUAUGAGCAAAUACUUGAGCAUCUGUACAAAAUCCAAAGAGAAGGUGAGGAAGUCUUGGUACCCGGAUUCAACAUUGCAGGUCUGCUGCCUGCCAACCUGAAACUCUACUUCCACUACAAUGGCUCUCUGACCACCCCUCCCUGCUACCAAACGGUGAAGUGGACGGUCUUCAACCAGACCAUGCAGCUUUCUUAUGACCAGAUGUCAAUGCUGGUGAUGAGCCUGAGAAAUGAUGACAGCAAACGUCUGCAGAACAAUUACAGGCCAGUGCAGGACCUGAAUGGGCGACGGGUGCUGGCGAGUUUCCAGACCACUCUCUUUUCAACGAAGGUGCUGCCUCCUGGUGGUGAUGGCUCAGCAGCAGCAGAAGGACACUCCAGCUCUUCGUUUCACGCAGGGGAUGUACUAGCUGUGCUCUUCGGGGUGCUCUUUGCCAUUACGGCACUGGCCUUCCUUCUGUACAUCUACAAACACCGCAACCAGAACACACGGCUGGACUCUUUUUCCAAGUUUAUCUACACAGCAGCAACCACUGAGAACACCGCGUGA